GCGUCGGACGAGGCACUGGAGUUGGCCGUUUUUCUUUUUUGUUCCGUCUGAGACAUAAUGCCUGUAGGGGAACUCGCAUGGCCACUGAUUGUUGCAGUCCUGCACCUUUCGGGCAGUCACCUUCUGUGAGUUGUAGAAACCUUGUCUACUGUGAGACGCUAGGUUUCAUUGGCGUCGUUUUCCUCGCUUUUGUCACUCUUGCGUUCUUGUUGUUCCUGUCGUUUUUACACUUGUCAUCUGCAUGCAUGUGUCGUCUGUUCCCCGCCGCUCUUUGCUCGUCUCUCCAUGGCCAGCGCUCGCGCAGUACCAAUUAUUGGAGUUGAGUGGAUUAUGGCUUGGCACCCCCCUUUUUUUUGUGUCGUCAGAUCUCUCGGCCUCUUUGGUCACGUCCGCUCGGCCGUGUGGCAGUUCUUUUCUCCUGUGCCGAAGUUCUCUUUUUUUUUUUUUUCUGGGCUUGAACAUUGUCAUUCCUUUUCCUUCUGCUUGGCUUUGUCUAUUCGCGGGCCUCGUGGUGGUGGUCCAAGCCAGCGGCGCAGCGCGGCCCGAGCACGCGGCGCCGCCCAACCUUAAUUUCGGUGGGCGGAUGAACCUCUGGGUCCCGAGAACACAAGGAACAAACGGGGCACCAAAACCAAGCCCAGGAAUGGGACGACGAUGAAAGCCCCAAAAAAACAAAAACAAAAACAAAAACAAAAAACAAAACACCAAAGAAAACACCAAAGAAAACACCAAAAAAAACGAACGCACCAAAAAAAAACAGAGAAACUCAACACACCC
Messenger RNA from Metschnikowia bicuspidata var. bicuspidata NRRL YB-4993, 777 nucleotides. RefSeq lists its product as uncharacterized. The record is from RefSeq and is a predicted model, not a curated record. Lineage: Eukaryota; Fungi; Ascomycota; Pichiomycetes; Serinales; Metschnikowiaceae. The transcript has a single exon. The coding region runs from base 242 to 658 and encodes 138 amino acids.